AGUAUUCAACAAAGUGAAGAAGGAUGUAAAUAAGGGUGAAUCUCAAAAUUAUGCAAGUUGCAAAAAGGACUGUACCACCACUUAUGACUGCAAGUUCAUUCUAUUAGGAGUCAACACCAUUGCAAAAUAGCAAACAUUUUUUCAUUUGAUUGAAAAUCAAAAUGGAUGAUAAUAAUGUUGUAUUGAAAGAAAAACCGACAGGACCGACGGAGUCCCAGUUCAACAAUAAAUUUCAUCAAAAUGCAUCUGCCAAACAUUCCGGCCCCUUCUAUAUCUCCCCCUUACUAUUUGACAACAAACGUCUGCGAAGGAAACGCCUACGAUGGGCCAAAGCUUUGCUGGUUGCGGCAGGCUUCAAACUGAAACGGAAAAAGACUGAACGAAGUAAACGUGAUUUAUCCGCUUUACGGCCCGAUGUUACAAUUGAUUUAUUGUCGGAUGACGAACAAAAGUCUUACAACUCUAAUACAGAUCAAACGAAAAAUGUUUUAAUUGAAAAGUCAACAUCAAAAUCAAUGUCCAAUGGGCCACCCCCACUCGUACCCUUAUCAAACAAGUCACCGUCAUCUAAUCAACUUUUAUCGCUGGUUUAUCCCAACCAGAGCAUAGAAAUUUCAAAAGUGCCGAAUAUAACACUUAUUCCUGUACAGAAUUUAACAAACGCAGCAGCACCACCUAUCGCUUCGGUAGCGCCAAUGCCACGUCGUGUAAAACGCAAACGUAAAUCACAACUACCGAAACGCCAUGAACAACCCACUAUCGUAAAUAAUGAAAGUAUAGUGUUGAGUGAUGAUAGUGACAUUGAAGUAAGCUCAGCGUUGACGCCAGCAAAAACAAAAAAACAUGCCAUCAACGCCUUGGAUUCGCCAGUGUCAACAACAGCAACUGGAACCUUGCCUUCAGCAACAUUGGCGCACAUGUCGCCACAAUCUCAAUCACCACCCACGCCCUCGAAACCCACCAAAUAUCCUACACUUUUAACGCCUUACAGUGGACAAGUCGAUGAAGAAGUGACCGUUUCGAUUGUACCUCGCUCCUCAUCUGCGGGCGCAUGUCCCAAGGCGGAAGCCAACGAAUUAUUUCCAAUGCUGCCCGAUGAAACCACUGUACAUACAGUAAUCGCGAAUCGUACGUAUGAACUAUCACUGACAAAAUUGCGAGAAGGCCUUGCCUCAUGUGGUAUACCAGAAUUUGCUAAUGGGCAGCAAAAAGUGACGACAACGCGGCGCAAGGGUCAAGUUGUAGAUACGCCACCAAUGGUUUCGCCUACACCGGCGCCGAUUUCACUGAAAUUAUCCAGUGAUUUAAGCAUUUCAUUGAUCUCAGAUGACGAUGAUGACAUCCUCGAACAACAGCAGCAACAACGUCUAGCUGCAGAGAGCUUAUUACAAAAACAGCCACAACUUAUGGUGCAACACUUGCAACUACCAGCGGGGGAAAUUUUGCCUUCAGGUGCUAAUGUGGCGUUGGUUGGUCCGCCCAGGAUGGCUCCGCGCCGCCGAAAACUCUGUUGAAUAGUGCUCAACAUUCGGGUACAAAGCGAGUAAAGCUAAAAUGUGUAUAAUGUAUUUUCAAAAGUGCAUAGCUGCAAUGAAAAAAACUAAACUAGACAAGCUAGUUUCUUAUCACCUCAUUGCUUUUACAUACGUACUAUAUUCCCUUAACAUUUUACACGUCAAAGGCUUUAAUGGAUCAUUGCACCGCAACCUAAUCGUAUACUUUCCAGAGUCUAAAAUUUGUAGCGUUGAAUUAAUUUUGGAAUUAUAAAAAUUUCUGAAUGAAAAAAACAUAAAGUUAAUUGAAUACUUUUAGGUUACAAUUAUCGAACUACCUUUUAUUUAUAUACUAUUUGAAGCCAGUAUAAAACUACUAUUUUAAGUAUAAAUUUUAUAGCCUUGUGCUAGGACGUUUUUAAACUCGUAAAGUUCGAUUCCUGAAC
This is a messenger RNA of Rhagoletis zephyria (snowberry fruit fly), 1939 nucleotides long. It is a transcript of the gene a6, whose product is annotated as a6. The record is from RefSeq and is a predicted model, not a curated record. NCBI's taxonomy places the organism in Eukaryota, Metazoa, Arthropoda, Insecta, Diptera, Tephritidae.